AUGCAAGACUCCAAGACCCCCCUCCUCACCUCCCCCCAAACCUCCUGGAAACAGUGUCUGGAAAUCUUCGGUGCCUACCACUAUGUGAUAACCUUCCUCUUCAUGGGGCCAUUCUUCACCUUGCUCGGCAUCUUCCUUCUCUUCACACCGCUCUGGUCGCUAUCUGUGCUCUAUGGAAUCUGGAUGAUCAUCGACUGGGACACACCCCACCAAGGUUGUCGGAGCUCCCAAUGGAUUAGGAGUCUUUUCUUUUGGGACUACGGCAGGGAUUAUUACCCCAUCAAGCUGGUCAAGACAGCCGAGCUGCCCCCUGACCGGAACUAUGUGCUGGGCGCGCACCCUCAUGGUAUCAUGUGCAUGGGACCUACCGGCAGCUUCCUCACUGGGAAAGGCUCAUACAAGGUGUUCCCGGGACUGAGCUUGAAGUUAGGCACCCUGACCUUCCUCUUCAACCUGCCAGUCUAUCGGGAUUACCUGAUGACCCUAGGCCUGUGCCCCGUGAGUCACCAGAGCCUGGAUUUCCUGCUGUCAAGUCGCCCCUUGGGGCAGGCCGUGAUCAUCAUGGUGGGGGGCGCCCAGGAGGCUUUGCACACCACGCCGGGGACGCACCGUGUGAUACUGCGCAACCGCAAAGGAUUCGUGCGCCUGGCGCUGAGGCAUGGGGCCUCCCUGGUGCCUGUGUACUCUUUCGGGGAGAACGAUGUCUUCAGGGUCAAGAGGUUCGAGGAGGGCACCUGGCAGUAUGUGGUACAGCUCGCCUUCAAGAAGAUUUCAGGCUUCUCCCCAUGCAUCUUCUGGGGGCGCAGCCUCUUCUCCCCGAAUUCGUGGGGGCUGCUGCCCCUACGAGUGCCCGUCACCACUGUGGUGGGCCGCCCCAUCCCAGUGCCCCAGGUGCUCCAGCCCUCCGAGGACCAGGUGAACCACUACCACCAGCUCUACAUGCGCGAGCUGCAACAGCUGUUCGAGGAUCACAAGGCCAGCUGCGGGGUGCCUGCCUCUGUUCAGCUUACUUUUAGCUAG
This is a messenger RNA of Suncus etruscus (white-toothed pygmy shrew), 1020 nucleotides long. RefSeq names its product 2-acylglycerol O-acyltransferase 3-like. The transcript is spliced from 7 exons. The record is from RefSeq and is a predicted model, not a curated record. Gene Ontology annotation, biological process: triglyceride biosynthetic process. Bases 1 to 1020 code for a protein of 339 amino acids. Gene Ontology annotation, cellular component: endoplasmic reticulum membrane. Gene Ontology annotation, molecular function: diacylglycerol O-acyltransferase activity. NCBI's taxonomy places the organism in Eukaryota, Metazoa, Chordata, Mammalia, Eulipotyphla, Soricidae.